AUGUGUCGCAUAAAGGUAGGAACUUGCGACGAAAAAGUUUGCGAAAUCGAUAUAGAUUUGGUCGAUUUUUCCGGCACCCUGACUAGAAUGUUGGUCGAUUACGAAUUGGAUACCGAAGACGUUUGGUCAGUACCGAUUGAAGCUAACAUUUUGGAGAAGGUAAUCGAAUGGGUGAUUGCCCAUAAACAGGACCCGGCGCCGCGAUGGAAGAGAACCGAAACGAUGUCCGAAUGGGAUCAACAAUUUCUGGCAGCUAAUCGGCGGGUGCUAUUUAAAAUUGCGACAGCUGCUUCGUUUUUGGAAACUGAAGGGCUCCUCGCCACUAUCACCCAACAUCUCAUCAAGAAGUUGGAGCCUGUUGACAUUCAAAUAUUAUAA
Molecule: messenger RNA, 378 nt
Organism: Aethina tumida (small hive beetle)
Lineage: Eukaryota; Metazoa; Arthropoda; Insecta; Coleoptera; Nitidulidae
Product: S-phase kinase-associated protein 1-like
Exons: 1
Coding region: 1-378 (125 amino acids)
Biological process (GO): SCF-dependent proteasomal ubiquitin-dependent protein catabolic process
Cellular component (GO): cytoplasm; nucleus
Molecular function (GO): cullin family protein binding
Source: RefSeq, a predicted model, not a curated record